Messenger RNA from Bolinopsis microptera, 3427 nucleotides. RefSeq lists its product as uncharacterized. Gene Ontology annotation, molecular function: triacylglycerol lipase activity; sterol ester esterase activity. Gene Ontology annotation, cellular component: cytosol. Gene Ontology annotation, biological process: triglyceride catabolic process. The transcript has 10 exons. Bases 8 to 2884 code for a protein of 958 amino acids. NCBI's taxonomy places the organism in Eukaryota, Metazoa, Ctenophora, Tentaculata, Lobata, Bolinopsidae. The record is from RefSeq and is a predicted model, not a curated record.
CCCAAGAAUGGUGAAUAAAGAAGUUGAUAUCGCAGUAGAGAUCUACAUUGAAGGUGAGCCGCUAUACGUUAGAAACAAGUAUAACCAGAUGAUCCUAAUGCACCCCCCAGUUGGUAACAAGGGUCACGCUGGAGUAACUGUUGGGUUCCUAUCCUCCCGGUUUAGAGAGGGCCAGGUAGCAGCUCCACCCUCACUAGACCCUGACAUACCCCCUCCGUCUCGUUUCCCUAAAAGUAAACGACUUCUUGUUCACUUCCAUGGCGGAGGGUUCGUCUCUGGGAGCCACGUUCAGCACGAGGCGUAUCUGCGAGGUUGGUGUAGAGAGUUAGACGCAGUGGUUGUCUCUAUAAACUACGCUCUUGCUCCGGACAACCCUUUUCCUAAAGGACUGGACGAUUGUAUCUUCGCUUACGCGUGGUGUUUAGAGAAUCUUCAUACUCUGGGAUGUACGGGCAAGAGUAUCGUGUUUAUGGGGGACUCAGCAGGAGGUAACCUAGCUAUAGCCACAGCUAUGAGGGCUAAUAGUUACGGAUUGAGACCACCUGAUGGAAUACUAGCUGCUUACCCUGUUACUUACGUCAAAUACGCAGGGUCGGUGUCCCGUCUCCUCAGUACACUAGACAUUCUUCUCCCCUCCGGUGUAUUACAGUGCUGUCUCCGUGCCUACUCUGGAGUUCCAGUUGACAGUAAUAAUGGGUUCUGUGAGUGGAUGCAGACGGCGCAUCAUCCUACACUUCCUCAGAAAACAGACAACCAUCAGACGAUAUCGGAGCUGAACUCUAAAUACAUCAGUGAUAUCUGUGGCAAGAUGCCCAAAUACACGAUCCCAGCCGCUGCUGAGAUGCCCUCUUUCAGUACCCCAGAUACCACACCUGAACCAGUGGGUCCCACACCCCAACCAGAUACCACACCUGAACCAGUGGGUCCCACACCACAACCAGAUACUACAUAUGCCAUCACUACCCCUGAUUCUUCCCCUGAUCCACUUGCUACUACCUCUGUGGAUUACACUACUUCACCUGAAAAUCAUAUCCCGUCUGAUUCAAAUAUAUCUCCAUCAGAUGAUGUUACCAUAGAAUUACCUAUCCUCAGUUCAGAUCCAACUCUAGUGAUUGAAGAAACGACUGUUUCUAAAGUUGAACAAUUUAAUUUUAGUUCUGUUCAAGACGAUUAUGAAGGAGUUGACUCUGAGGAUGAGGUGGUUGAGCUGGAUACGAUCAGGAUAAACCCUAUUGUAUUCGACAAUACUCUGACCAAUAGUCCGGGCUAUAACACGUUUAAUAGUGAUAUCGUAGUUGAACAUGAAGUAGUGGCUGAUGCUGAAGAUAGGAUUAUUAUAAAUGAAAGUUACGACAACAUUGCGAACUCUGUUGUAGAGGGUGACAUUAAUGAUAUCGUAUCAGAGAGUCACACAGCCCUAGAUGCAGAUAGUAAUUCUUGUGAAAAUAGUGGACUUGUAAUUGAAGCCCAUUCCAGCUAUGUCCUUCUUGAUGAACAAAAAGAAGGGAAAAUUAACGAAUCAGAUAAUGGUCAUGUCGAAAUGGAGACUGAAAAUUCGGAACAAGUUGUUGAGAAUAAAAAAUCAGAACAAGUUGUUGAGGAUGAACAUCCGGAACAUGCUGUUGAGGAUGAACAGGCAGAACAAGUUGCUGAAAAUGAACUGUCGGAACAAGUUGUUGAGAAUGAACAUCCGGAACAAGUUGUUGAGAAUGAACAUCCGGAACAAGUUGUUGAGAAUGGAGACUCAGAGUACGAUUUAGUUGAGAGUAAGAAUGCUCCUGAGAAUGAGCUAGAUGAUACACAAGAAGUAGGAGAGGAAACUGAUGAAUCUGCAGAGAAAAGCAAACUAGAUAAUGUCGAAUGUGAAGUAGCAGAGGCGCCAGAAAUCAAGCAGGUGAAAGAGGUGCAAGAAAAUGCUGAAUCAGAAGUUACUGAAACGCAAGAAAAUGUGCAAUCUGAAGUUACAGAAACGCUAGAAGAUUUGCAAUCAGAAGUGACAGAAACGCAAGGAGAUGUGCAACCUGAAGUUAUGAACGACCAUGUCCAGGAAGCUGUUUUGGAUAAUGACUCACAACAAAACAGUUUAGCAGACGAAUUGGUUUCCUCUGAGGAGACGAAUGAAGGAGCAGCAGGAGCAGGGGCAGAAGGAGCAGCAGGUGCAGCAGGUGGAUCAGGAGCAGCAGGUGCAGCAGGUGGAUCAGGAGCAUCAGGAGCAGAAGGAGCAGCGCUUGCGCUUAUUGAGAUAGCAGAAGAAGAGAUAGCAGACGAAAUUGGGGAGUCUGCAGAAGACAAAACAUCGUUGACUAGCAGGAAUUCCCUAGACUUUGCGAACAAGCAUGACGAUAAAGAUCUUGAAAAGAUGCUAUACGAGGACAAUGAAACUAGGUUUAAAGGAGCUAAGCUCGUGCUCACUCCCAACCACCAAGAGUCAAAAACCGCACCUACAACUCCAGCUACUCCGGUUACUCCUGGCAAGAAGCUGAAAGAGGCCACAGUCGUCAGGGAUUAUGAUGCAACCUUAGAUGUGUACCCCGAGCCAGCGUACGUUAUCAAUCCCGGAGAGAUUGCGACGAGAAAGAACGCUACUUUGCUCCAGAAGUAUUUUGAUGACCCGUUCAUGUCACCCUAUCUGGCUGAUCCGGAAACACUGGCAGCGCUUCCUCCUAUACAUGUUGUGUCCGCUGAAUACGACCCACUAUUGGAUGACUCCAUCGCUUUCUGCCGUAAAGUGAAAGAAGCUGGAGGUGAGGUAUCUCUAGAGAUAGUGCCUGGAAUGACGCAUGGUUUCCUGAACCUUGUGUUAAGCAGCAAGGCUUGUGCUGACGCGGGGAAGCUGUGUUUGGUUGCUGUCAGUAAGAUGUUCGAUAGAGGCGAAGAAAAAUGAGAUUUAAAAUUUAUCAAUUUGUGACAUCUUGUUAUUUUCUGCUGGUCAGGAAUUAGUUUAUUUAAGUGUUGACAUUUUUAGUUACCCAGCAUUAAGUUAUGAUAUUAUAUUCUCAGUUGUUUACUUUCAGUGAUUUUGUUGAUUUUGCGUAGGUGUGAAACUUUUUGAUUUUGACUUUGUAACAGAGACAACAUAUAAGUGUUGCCUCUGCUUUGUAAUAACUUUCAAUGUAUUUGUGAAAUAAUAUUUUAGCGUAAACAUUGUAAAUAUUUUGCCUGCUUAUAAACAUCUUAAAGAGUUCAAAAUAUCGACAGACUGUUUAAUUUUAUUUAUCGCAUUUCUUUAACAUAGUUAAAUAUCCUUAAAAUGCCCCUUACAUAUUUUAAGGGCUACGUUUGUAUGCAUCAUUAUAUCAAUUAUUUGCUUAUAUUUCCUACUUAUCUUCAAUAUCAUUGCAUCCAAGCUUUUGGCUUUUCAGUGUUUCAAAUGCUUUAGUUUUGUAUUCACGUUUUGUGACGAUUCCUUUACAUUUAUUUGCACAGU